Solanum stenotomum is the source of this 573-nucleotide messenger RNA. RefSeq lists its product as uncharacterized. Lineage: Eukaryota; Viridiplantae; Streptophyta; Magnoliopsida; Solanales; Solanaceae. Bases 1 to 573 code for a protein of 190 amino acids. The record is from RefSeq and is a predicted model, not a curated record. The transcript has a single exon.
AUGCUUGACUACAUCAAUGCUGAGGACACGGAGUUGUGGGACAUUAUUCUUGAUGGCACUUAUAUUCCUAUAAAAGAGGUGAAGGAUGGAGAGCUCACCACUAUUGUUGUCAAAAUCAGAAAGGAGUACAACGAAAAAUAUAGGAAGAAUAUAGAAAAGAACUACAAAACAGAAAAGAUUCUGGUGUGUGGCAUUGGAGCUGAUGAAUACAACAGAAUUUCUGCGUGUGAGACUGCCAAGGAAAUUUGGGACUGUCUUCAAACUGCUCAUGAAGGAACUAAGAGAGUGACAGAAUCUAAAGUUGACAUGGUCACCACUCAGUAUGAGAACUUCAUCAUGAAGGAGGGUGAAACCAUUUUUUAUAUGAACUCAAGAUUCACCUCUAUCACUAACGAGCUCACGUGCCUGGGUGAGCCUAUCCCUGUUAGCAAGCAGGUUCGCAAAAUUUUUAAGGUGCUUCCUAAAUCCUGGGAAAGCAAGAUGGAUUCCAUAACAGAAGCUAAAGAUCUGAUGACUCUUCCCAUGGAUGAACUGAUUGGGAAUCUUCAAACCUACGAGCUAAACAAGAUAUAG